Dictyostelium discoideum AX4 is the source of this 2964-nucleotide messenger RNA. RefSeq lists its product as hypothetical. The transcript is spliced from 4 exons. Bases 1 to 2964 code for a protein of 987 amino acids. NCBI's taxonomy places the organism in Eukaryota, Evosea, Eumycetozoa, Dictyosteliales, Dictyosteliaceae. The record is from RefSeq and is a predicted model, not a curated record.
AUGUUAAUAAUAAAAAGUAAUUUAAUUUUUAAUGGUUGUAUUUUAAAUUUAUAUGCAUUUGAUAGUGCAUUUAUUUUUUAUAGCAUAUGGGAGUCAAAUGUUAAUUUUAUCAAUCAAUCAAAAUUUAUAAAUAGAAAGCAAUGGGAAUUUAAUCUACAAGAAUCUAAACUCAUAGUUCAAGAUUCACUAUUCGAUACUAUUUUAAUGUUGGGUUAUUGUUACUUUGAUAUCAUUAGUAAUAGUUUAAUGUUUGUAAAUAACUCGGAAAUCAUAUACAAUAAUAAUAAUCAUUUUAAUUCAUUUUCAACAUUUUCAAUUUCAAAUUCAAAUUUAACAAUUUCAAAUACAUUAAUAACUUCAUCUUCAUCGAAAUAUGGUAGUUCUCGAAUUAUUAAUAGUGAUACUAUAAAUCCAAUUACAGUUUCACUUUACAAUGUUACCAUUAGUAAUUUUAUAAGAUCAUCACUUUUUUCAUUCUCUAUUGGUAUAAUUAAAUUUGAAAAAGUCAAAUUUAUUGAAUGCACUUCAUCUGACUUUUUUUAUUUAAGUGGUUGGUAUAAUUUAUAUUUAGAUUUAAAUUAUAUUAAUGUUGUAACCAAUGAUUAUAAUCAUAUUUUUAAUAUUAAAAAUACAAAUAAUAAUUAUUUACCAAUUAAUAUUUCAAAUUUUAAAACAUCUUGUAGUACAAUUGAAAUUUUUUCAAAAUUUAUAUCAACAACAACAGUAGUAUCAUCAUCACCACCACAUGAAAAAUCAACAAAUCUAUUAGUUAAUAGUAGUAAUACUAAUAAUAAUUAUUAUCAUCCAAUACAAAUUAAUAUAAGAGAUUCAAGUUUAGAUUGUCUUGGUUCAAUGGAAUUUAUAAAUUCAAAUGUUUUCUUUGAAAAUGUUGAUAUUAAAGCAAGUUUAGAAAAUUUUUUAAUUUAUGGUGAAAACAGUAAUUUUGUAUUAAACUCAACAUCAUAUAUUACAAAUAAUUUAAAAAAUGAUGGUAAAUUUGAAAAUAGUUCAUCACAUUUUUUGAGAAGUAUUGAGUCUCAUUCAAAAAUUGAAAAAACAGAAUUUAUUUCAAGUUAUUCAAAUUUUCAAGAUUUUUUCCACCUUUCAGACUCCUCAUUAGAUAUUAUUAUGAUUUUAAUUGAUAAUUUUAAUACACCAGAUUCAUCUUUAAUUCAUUUACUUAAAUCAAAUUUAUCAAUUUCAAAUUCUAAAAUUUCAAAUUCAUUAUUUGGAAAAAGGCCAAUUUUAUUUAGUCAAGAUUCAAAUUGUUUCAUUGAUAAUUUAAUAAUGACCAAUUGUUUUUGUCAAAUUGAAUUUUUUCAAUUUUCAUCAAACUUUAAGUAUCUCUUUAACUCUUUUAUAAGUAAUUCAAUAAUUACAGAUAAUAAAGGUGUGGGAAUUAAUCAAUCACCAUUUAUUGUUGCUUCAAAUGUUAUGUUAAAAAUUAAUUCUUGUAAUUUUAUGAGGAAUUUAUUAUUACCAUUAAUAAAUUCAACGAAAUCAUUUGUUACAAUUCAAGAUGUUCUCUAUCAGAAUAACUCUGGUUCAUUUCAUUUUAGCCAUUAUGACUAUAGAAUAUAUGUUACAAAUUUCAUUCUAAAAGAUAAUCAAAUACCAUUGUCAUUUGUAUUUGGAAUGAUAAAUCUCGCCUAUUAUGCCUCGUUCAAUAAUAUCAUAAUUUCAAAUAAUUAUUUAAAUCAAUACUUUUUCUUUUUAAGUGAAAUACCCCGAUUAUUUAGCACCACUAGUGAAAUUAAUAAUCUCAUAUUUACCAAUAAUAUUAUUUUAAAUGUUAAUGAUAAAUUUCCAUUCACUUUAGAUUCAUCUAUAGAUUAUGGUGGUGUUGGUGAUGAUUUUCCAAUAUCAUUAUUUAUAUUUAAUGAAACUGUAUUUAGUUUUAGUUCAUCAAUUUUCAAUAAUAAUACUUUUAAUUCUGGUUUGAUUACAUCUUUUGAUUCUGAAAUCACUUUUUCAAAUUGUACAAUCAAUGAAAAUCUUUUUAGUAAGUCACCAAAUUUAUUAUAUUCAAAUUCUUCUCAAAUAGAUUUUAAAGAUUGUAAUGUUUGUUCAAAUUAUGCAAAAAACCAACUCGACUUUUUCUCUCUUUCUUUAAUUGAAUCAAGUGGUCUUAUGAAUUUAACAUACUCUUCAUUAACUAUUAACUCUUGCCAAUUCUCAAACAAUUUAUUAAAUCUUAAAAGUAAUGGAAACUAUAAAUUAAAUUCAUAUUGGUCAUUAUUUCAAGUUCUUUUCAUACCACUAUUUUUUAAUUCCAUAUCAUUAUUAGUUUCAAAAGAAGUUGAUGGUAAUCAUUUUUCAGCUUUAGAUUUUACAAUCUAUUAUUUAAAUGAUAAUUAUUUACAAAUUACAUUAUUCACAUUAGCAAUUAUUAUAAUAGUAAUAAUAUCAUUAUUUUUAAUAAUUUUAUUUUUAAAUCCAAUAAUUAAUAACAUAAGAAACUUUUAUAUUAGUAGAGGAAGUAGUAAUAUUAAUAGUGGUAUUAGUAGUGGAAAAUCUCUAAAAUUAAAUCAACCACCCUAUCAAAAUAGAAUAAUUUUGAAAUUUAAUCAAUUCCAUCAACUGAUAUUAAAAUUGAAUUAUAAAAAUCAAUUUGGAUGGUUAGAAUUAUUAGUAUUUUUAAAAACAACAAUUUUCAUUUCAUUAUCAUUAUCAAUGAUAUUCAAUUAUAAGAAUUAUCUUUUAAUUAUUAUUGGUAUUGAAAUAUUUUAUCAAAGUUUUAAUUUUAUUUUAUUACAAACUAAAAAAACUAAAAAAUUAUCAAGAAAUUAUCAAAACUCUUUAAUUGAUUUAUUUCAAUUAAUAAUUUUCGUCAUUGUUAGUUCAUCAUUAUUUUCACACCUUGAUUCAAAAACCAAAGGUAAUCUUAUUACUUGUCUUACAUUUUUUAUAAUUUUAAUAUUUAUAAUUAUUAAAAUAUUUAAUAAUUUAAUUAAAAUAAAAUAA